Messenger RNA from Sardina pilchardus (European sardine), 2847 nucleotides. RefSeq names its product solute carrier family 16 member 12b (gene slc16a12b). The coding region runs from base 454 to 1965 and encodes 503 amino acids. Gene Ontology annotation, biological process: transmembrane transport; monocarboxylic acid transport. The record is from RefSeq and is a predicted model, not a curated record. Gene Ontology annotation, cellular component: plasma membrane. The transcript is spliced from 7 exons. Gene Ontology annotation, molecular function: monocarboxylic acid transmembrane transporter activity. NCBI's taxonomy places the organism in Eukaryota, Metazoa, Chordata, Actinopteri, Clupeiformes, Clupeidae.
UUGUGCUUGCCAAGACGCCAAAGGGAAAUGUGCGCUGAUACUUCGGCAUAAACACCCAGCAUGGACUGAAAGUUUCGUUGGUGUCACUGAGGUCGUUCAUUAAGACUGCACGGGAAGUAGCCUACGGCUGAUUACAGAAAAAUGUGGGGACAACAAGGGGUUUAUAAGCCUAUGUGAAAAUGAAAACCCACUGACUGUCUGUCAGUCAGUUGUCAGUGUCUGCUUGGUCCUCCGCGGUCAGCAUUGGGCAAGGCCUGUCACAGCGCUUCCCGUAAUCUGGACUAGCGAGCAAGACGUUGAGCUGGAGGACCAAAGAAGAGUGGGUGCAACCCGCGGAGCAAGAUAAGCGGGAGAGCGAGUGUGUGUGUGUGUGUGUGUGUGUGUGUGUGUGUGAGAGAGAUAGAGUGAGUGAGAGAGAGAGAGUGAGUGAGAGAGAGGAACCACUGCACAGCCAUGUCCCAGGAGAAGAGGAAACCGAGGACCAAGGACGUGGUGCCGUCGGACGGCGGCUGGGGUUGGGCCAUCGUGGCCGGCUGCUUCAUGGUCACCAUCUGCACGCGGGCCGUCACCAGGUGCGUCUCCAUUUUCUUUGUGGAGUUUCAGAUGCACUUUGGACAGGACUACUCAGGGACUGCAUGGAUUCACUCUUUAGUUGACUGCACAACUAUGCUUUGUGCACCUCUUGGCAGCUUCAUUGGGAACAGGUUCUCGUGUCGCGUGGCCGUGAUUCUGGGUGGGAUCCUGGCGUCCACAGGCCUGGUGCUCAGCUCCUUCGCCACCAGCCUCGAGUUCCUGUACCUCAGCCUGGGGGUCCUGACAGGCGUUGGGUUCGCCCUGUCCUACACACCAGCCAUUUCCAUGGUGGGGGCGUACUUCUCCGAGAGGAAGGCGCUGGCCUUCGGUAUCGCCAUGUCGGGGAGCGGCAUCGGCACCUUCGUCCUGGCACCCGUCGUCCAGCUCCUGAUUGACUACUACUCGUGGCGCGGCGCGCUGCUCAUCCUUGGCGGGUUCGUGUCCAACCUGUGCGUCUGCGGGGCCCUCCUGCGGCCCAUCGUCCUCAAGGAGGACGAGGACGAGGCGUGUCCACUCGCCAGGGACUCGGAGUGCGGCUUCAAAGUCCCGACGGAGAAAGAGGCGCUUCAGACCAAGAUGGACAGUGAGCGUUGCUCUUCGUCUUCAUCGUCUUCCUCCUCCUGUUCUGUUGCGUACCAGUCCUGCUUGCAGUCCUUGCAAGAAUACAACUUUCUGCUCAUGCCGGACUUCCUGGUGCUGGCUGGAUCCUUCCUGUUCUUGGCCAAUGGCUGCAGCCUGCCCUUCGUCUACCUGGUACCGUAUGCACUGGACGUUGGGGUAAACCACCACCAGGCUGCAUUCCUCAUGUCUAUCUUGGGCAUUGUUGACAUCGUCGGAAACAUCACUUUCGGAUGGCUCACUGACCGGAGGUGGUUGAAGAGGCACCGUACGCUGUGCUACAUGUUCGCCUUGGGCAUGGAGGGACUGUGCUGCCUCUUUAUCCCCCUCCUCCGCACUUUCGCCCUCCUGGUGCCAUUCUCCGUGCUCUAUGGCUACUUUGAUGGCGCUUACGUGGCACUCAUACCCGUGGUGACCUCCGACGUGGUGGGCACUUCACAGCUGUCGUCGGCCCUGGGAGUGGCCUACUUCUUGCACGCCAUUCCGUAUCUUCUCAGCCCACCAAUCGGAGGCUGGUUGGUGGACACCACAGGCAGCUACACGGCCACCUUCUUCCUGAGCGGCUUCUCGCUCAUCGCCAGCUCGCUGCUGCUCUUCACGGCUGCGGUCGUCCGCCGUUGCCAACGGAGACACCCCCACCCUCGCCACGGGGACGCUAACGGAACCCAGGCGGCCCCCACGGAAGACCCCUGCUGUAAGAGCAAGCAGGCGGACUUUUAUAGCAUCAAAAACAAGGACAUGAUGAUCACAAACACGCCGGCCCCCACCUCCUAGCGGCGUGAAACAUUACAAAAACAUUACAAAACUGUCUUUUUUUUUUUUUUUAAUCAAGAAAAUCCCAAAGUGUAUUUCUGUCAUCAAAGUUUUCGUCGUUGUUGUUGUUGUUGUUGUUGUUGUUGCAAUUUGACUAUAAGAUUUUGAAAUGAAAAAUAUAGGACAUUCAGACGACACCAAACUACUUGUUACUCUUCCAGCCUACUCAGAAAAAGGACUCCAAAGAAGGGUUUUGUACUUAUAAAAGACACACAUCGAUGCACAUUGCAUCAGAGGCCAUUGGACCUUGUGUAUCAUAUCACACAAAUAAUGAAUUCACUUUCACUGUUGCCAGUGAAAUCUAUUGUUGAUUUAAUGACUUUAAUUGCCAUUGAAUUACAUAAACAAUGAUGUGUGCCUGUUCGGAAAUCUGGAAAGCACCGUUUCUGCACAGAAGUGUCCUCGUGCAGCUCAGGGUACAAAUGGAAGUCUAUGAAUAAUCUUAACUUUUAAUUGUAUUUUUCAUAAUUUCCUAAGAAUAAGAUUACACACAGUCGUAUUCUUUCUUGACACCAAAUGCACGCAAUACCAAACUUGUCUCUCUUGUCUCUCUACGUGAUACAAAUAACUGACAUUUUAGAUGAUUUUGACAUUUCAAUGCAAUGCAUUUGCAGUUUAUAUUUUAGGCUAACACCACUACAGCUCUGCUGCCAGUCUGGAUGGAACAUUUUAGAUGACAUGAAUUCACUUGUAAUUCACAUACAGGGGCUAUUGCAAACAGGACAAUUUUUCAUAGCAAUAAAUGUAAAUUCAAUUUUCUAGCACAUUUUUCUAUUUGUAAUAUAGCCUCUACAUAUGUUGGAUAUUAUUUUUGAAUUUGACAAUUAAAAUACUGGAAACAUC